AUGGCUAAUUCUCAAUACGAAGUGGUGAAACAGUUUGAAAGAGAAAACUAUCUCCUACAGGAUACCCACAUCGUUAUCAGGGUAGAUGGCAGGGGAUUCCAUCGAUUCACCAAAAAUUAUGAUUUCAGCAAACCUAAUGAUGAAAGAGCUUUGAAACUCAUGAAUAAGGCCGCCCAUUGUGUUAUGGAAAGUAUCCCGGACACCGUGUUGGCGUAUGGUGAUUCCGAUGAAUAUUCUUUUCUCCUAAGGAAGGAUACCGACCUAUUUGAAAGAAGAGAGGCAAAGUUGGUUUCGACUUUUGUUAGCUCCUUCACAAGCUACUAUAUUUUCUAUUGGAAUGACUAUUUUGUUGACAAGAAAUUGAAUUUGGAUGAUGGAUUGCCAACAUUUGAUGGUAGAGCAGUUCUUUACCCAAACAUCAAGAGAAUACGACAAUACUUUAGCUGGAGACAAGUAGACUGUCAUAUCAAUAAUUUGUAUAAUACAACCUUUUGGACAUUAGUGAUUAAAGGGGGGUUAACUCCGCAGGAUGCUGAAAACAAGUUGAUGGGGACAUUUGCUAAAGACAAGAAUGAAAUACUAUUUUCGGAAUUCGGAAUAAAUUAUAAUAAUGAGCCGGAGAUAUUCAAAAAGGGGACAGUAAUUGUUAGAGAAUCAAAUGAAGUUGAGAAUGUAUCAGAUGCGCUAAAUAGAACGUCCUUAGAAGAACAGAAUACUGGUGCGGUUGAUGCUCCGUUGAGUCUUAGACAAAAGGAGAGGAGAGCUAAAAAAAGAAGAAAGAUGAAAAUCCAGGAGCAUCAUGCUGAUAUAAUUGGGGAUACUUUCUGGCACGAGAGAUCAUAUUUAUUUGAAUGA
Saccharomycopsis crataegensis is the source of this 855-nucleotide messenger RNA. RefSeq names its product tRNA guanylyltransferase (gene THG1). Gene Ontology annotation, molecular function: magnesium ion binding; tRNA guanylyltransferase activity. The transcript has 2 exons. Gene Ontology annotation, biological process: tRNA modification. NCBI's taxonomy places the organism in Eukaryota, Fungi, Ascomycota, Saccharomycetes, Ascoideales, Saccharomycopsidaceae. The coding region runs from base 1 to 855 and encodes 284 amino acids. The record is from RefSeq and is a predicted model, not a curated record.